CUAGCAGAAACAAUUAGAGGGUUUCAAUUGAUCUUUUCCGGAGAAUUAGAUGGUCUUCCUGAACAGGCCUUUUAUUUGGUAGGUAACAUCGAUGAAGUUACCGCGAAAGCUAUGAACUUAGAAAUGGAGAGCAAAUUAAAGAAAUGACCUUAAAUCUUUGUGUACUGACUCCUAAUCGAAGUGUUUGGAAUUCAAAAGUAAAAGAAAUCAUUUUAUCUACUAAUAGUGGCCAAAUUGGCGUAUUACCAAAUCAUGCCCCGAUUGCCACAGCGGUAGAUAUAGGGAUUUUAAGAAUACGCCUUAACGACCAAUGGUUAACAAUGGCUCUGAUGGGCGGUUUUGCUAGAAUAGGCAAUAAUGAGAUCACUAUUUUAGUAAAUGAGGCUGAGAAGGGUAGUGACAUUGAUCCACAAGAAGCUCAGCAAACUCUUGAAAUAGCAGAAGCUAACUUGAAGAAAGCGGAAGGAAAGAGACAAGUAAUUGAAGCAAAUCUAGCUCUUAGACGAGCUAGGACACGGGUAGAGGCUAGCAAUACGAUUUCGUCGUAACUAAUCGGUGCGUUCGAAUAAUCAAAAGAAGUUCUGUUUAUACACCCUUUAUCUAUAUCUUCUAUAUAUAUAUAGAAGAUAUCAUACAUAUCUUAUUUUGAUUUUAUUGAUUCAAUCAAAUUCAAAUAAGAUAAUCAAUUUAAUAGUCUUAAUAAUCCGAGGGUGAGUAGAAAAACUUAUUAGAUACCAAAGUCGAGGGUAUCUAAUAAGUUUUACCUACUAUUGGAUUUGAACCAAUGACUCCCGCCGUAUGAAAGCAAUACUCUAACCGCUGAGUUAAGUAGGCCUUUAUAUCAUUCCAAAGAGGACUAAAUAUAACCAUCACAUAGAUUGAUUAUAAAUCCAAUAUUGUUUAGAAGCAAUAUCAAUCAAACAGAUCAAAGAGCUAUGAUGUUGGAUCGUGGAAUAUUUAUCUUGACAAGAAAUUAUCUACAUGCUAAAAUAUGGAGCAUAAACACAAGGGCUAUAGCUCAGUUAGGUAGAGCACCUCGUUUACACGCGCGCCAAUGGUUUUCAGGGGAGUCCAUAAUGCAAUCAAAAGAAUUCAUCUUUUUGAUAAAUCUAUGUCUUACUCUAUGACUUUGAGGAAACAAGAGAACAAUAGCCUGACAAUUAGUUCUAGUUCGGUCCUACUUAAGUGUCCAUUUAGUUACCAAAUAGAACCCAUUAUUGAUUUGAGAUAUUGAUAGGGUGAAUACCCAGCCUAUUCAAUGCUAGGCAUAAUGAGUAUAAGGGCCUCAAAAAAUCUCUUUUCGUCCUAUGAACUUUAAGGUGUAUGAAGUUUCAUAUUGGAUUCUUUAAGCAGAACGAUAGAGACUCCAUUUAAUUUUAAAAUUGAUCUAGGCCAAAGGCAGACCUACGUCAAGAUAACUCUUCUUUGAAACACUUUGGUAGUGCUUUUGAAUCAAAAUUCCAAUAAAUAAUGAAUCGGAGCACAUGGAACCCUUUUCUUUCUAUCAAGAAAAAAUAUGGUGGACUAGCUGAUAUUUAUAUCAGUUAAUGAAAGAGCCCAAUGCAAAAAAAAUGCAUGUUGGGUCUUUGAAACAGUUCAAAUCAUUUUGAGAAUAAUAAGUUUGAUCUGUUUUAC
This is a messenger RNA of Beta vulgaris subsp. vulgaris (sugar beet), 1635 nucleotides long. Its product is annotated as ATP synthase epsilon chain, chloroplastic. The transcript has a single exon. NCBI's taxonomy places the organism in Eukaryota, Viridiplantae, Streptophyta, Magnoliopsida, Caryophyllales, Amaranthaceae. Gene Ontology annotation, biological process: proton motive force-driven ATP synthesis. Gene Ontology annotation, molecular function: proton-transporting ATP synthase activity, rotational mechanism. The record is from RefSeq and is a predicted model, not a curated record. The coding region runs from base 144 to 548 and encodes 134 amino acids.